Endocarpon pusillum Z07020 is the source of this 1731-nucleotide messenger RNA. RefSeq lists its product as uncharacterized. Bases 1 to 1731 code for a protein of 576 amino acids. Gene Ontology annotation, molecular function: transmembrane transporter activity. The record is from RefSeq and is a predicted model, not a curated record. Gene Ontology annotation, biological process: transmembrane transport. The transcript has 2 exons. Lineage: Eukaryota; Fungi; Ascomycota; Eurotiomycetes; Verrucariales; Verrucariaceae.
AUGGCGUCUGCGCUCAACAAUCCUCCCCAAGAGGGUAGGGAUGGCUCCUCACCUACCGAAGGUCCACACCAUCCAAGCUCCUCGCAUUAUUUGACACCAGAGCAGGACGAAAAUAUUACAGACGUGCCGGCAGACUUCCGACCAACGACACGCUUCUGGCUUGCCGUCAUGACCCUGGCAGUGCUCACUCUCAUGGUGGCUUUAGAUGCCACUAUCAUCUCCGUUGCUCUCCCUAAAAUAGCAAUGAAGUUAAAGGGUACUGGAAUACAAGCAUUCUGGGCGGGGACGUCAUUCCUGCUUACUGCCACUGUUUUUCAACCCAGUUACGCCUCCUUCUCCCACAUCUUCGGUCGGAAACCACUUAUCCUACUUGCCAUCACCUUCUUUCUGGCAGGGAGCCUCAUAGGAGGUCUUGCCAACGACUUCACUCUGCUGCUCAUCGGUCGUUCACUACAGGGAGUGGGGGGUGGUGGCAUCACCGCAUUGACCGAGAUCAUCAUCACAGACCUUGUUCCUCUCCGUCUUCGGGGCCAGUGGUUUGGCAUAAUAUCUGCCAUGUGGAGCAUUGGUAGUGUAUCCGGACCCAUCAUAGGGGGAGCGUUCUCCCAGAACGUUUCGUGGCGUUGGAUCUUCUAUCUCAACCUUCCAUUCAUCGGGGUAGGCUAUGUCAUGGUGCCACUGUUUCUGAGAUUGAACUUUCUCCCAAGUUCUAUGGCAAGCAAACUCCGGCGUGUUGAUUAUGUUGGCACUGUUGUCUUCGUCGGCUCAACUACCUCGUUCCUUAUUCCCGUUACUUGGGGAGGAGUCAUGUAUAAUUGGUCCUCCUGGCGCACGCUCGUCCCACUUACCAUCGGCGUUGCUGGUUUGGCCGUCUUUGUCUUGUACGAGACAUACCUUGCAGUUGAGCCGCUUAUUCGACUAUCCAUUUUCCAAAGUCGAACCGCAUCGAUCGCGUACGCCACGAACGUUCUCCAUGGCAUGAUCUUGUGGUGCGUGCUCUACUACCUACCACUGUACUUCGAAGCGGUCAAAGGCUACACACCCAUUGUGGCAGGUCUAGCUCUCUUUCCUUCAAGCUUCACAGUGGCCCCCACCGCAGUCGUAAUCGGGUUGCUUAUUACCUGGACAGGGAAAUACCGAUGGUCUAUCAUCCUGGGUUGGACGCUGACCACACUUGGUAUUGGACUUCUCUACCUCUUCGAUGUCGACACAUCGACCGUCCAGUGGGUUUUCAUAAUGUUAGUCAGUGGGGUUGGGAUGGGAAUGCUGUUUCCGGCAAUGCAGUCCGCCCUUCAAGGCGCCUCCACGAACAAAGACCUUGCUUUUGCCGUGGCAAUGUUCAGCUUUUUCCGCAGCUUUGGCAAUACCCUAGGAGUAGCGAUCGGCGGUAGCAUCUUCCAAAACGAGAUGAGGAAGAGAUUGCUCGCGUCGCCACGCUGGGCUGACCAGGCUGUCAUGCUAGCCAAAGAUUCAGCAGCUUUGGUUCAGACGAUCAAAAUGAUGCCAGCUGGGACAGACAAAGAAGAUCUUCAAGUUGCUUAUGCUCAAUCAUUCAGGGCCAUUGCGGUUGUGCUUUGCGCGCUGGCUGGCGUGAGCUUAAUACUCUCACUGUUCAUCAAGAGCUAUGACCUCAAUCGAGCGCUAGAAACCGAACAAGGAUUCAUGAAUGAGAAGAAUAGCAAGGCUACAGCUGCGGAAGAGAGAAGACCGGAGCAGAAAAGUUCAGGUUGA